UGUGUAGUGGGCCGGCCCUGCUUUAAACUCCUCAUACUUUGAAGUUCGCAAGUUGUUCUUGCAACUUUUUCCACGACCAGCACUUUCUUGAUUAGGUUUACGCGCUCCGUUUUGUUAUACGAUGUCUUCUGACCCUCGAUCAUACUGACGCGCGAUGGCUCCUUUUGGAAAAAACUUUCUGAAGGCGCGUUUGAAGAACAGGUCUAAGGUUGUAGAUGAAACACCAGGGAAAGAAAUCCAGGUUCUUGUGUGUCAAGAAGAAAAAGUAGUCUGUGGCGUUACCAAGCACACAACCUGCGCAGAUGUAGUCAAGGCUUUAUUGGAGGACCACCAGACUUUACCAGAUAGUAAGAAGUUAUUACAUGGGGAACCUAAAGACUUCUGCAUCCUUGAACGGUGGAAGGGCUUUGAGAGAGCACUGCCACCUCUCACUCGAAUUCUACGACUGUGGAACGCUUGGGGUGAUGAGAAACCUUUCAUACAGUUUGUCCUCAUGAAGAUCAGUGAUUUUGUGCCAUCAUCCAAAGGAGCCAAAAAAGCCUUGAAAUCUCGGGGAGUGAGGUCCAAAAGAUGGGAGCAAGGACCUGCACAGUACCCCAAGACUGUAUCUGCGGAGAAGCAGAAGCGCUUGGUGAAAAAAGCCUUCCGCAAAUUGGAGAAGAUCCAGAAAACAGAGACAUCAGAGGGAUCAGAAGAUAUCAGUAAGCUGGUGCAGCUGAUCAUCUCACAGGAUCAGACCAUCCGGCAGCAGAUUCACCAAAUGCGUGAGCUAGACUUGGAGAUUGAACAUGCAGAGAAACAGCUGAGGAACAGCCCCACACCUCACUCCAGCAUCACCGAGAGUGAUGGCAGCCAAUCGUUGUCCCAGUUUGACAGCCAGCUUCAGGAGUACCUGUACACCAGUGAUGGACUUGAGCAAGUAGAACUACAUGUUUGCAGGCACCAAGAACUCAUUGAUCAGCUCUCUCGGGAAAUUGACCUAGAACUGAGGAACCGGACUUCAGAUUUAGAAGACCUCAAAGGAGCAGCAGCUGCCAGUCCAGAACUAGAGCUGGAACCUAACCUUGCUUUGUCCUCCUCAGAUCUCUUAGAGCUGGAAAGCCUACGCAAUGAACUUGAGUCAAGCAUGAGUGCUGGGCUUUCCCUCAAUGCUCAAACACAGGAAAUCGAGAAGGAACUUCAGUGGAACAAAACAGCCCUGCAGUCUAAAAACCAAGAAUACCAGCAUCUGGUUACACAACUCAGUGCGCUUGAGCUGGGGGCCUGUUCAGACCAGUCUAGCCCUGUAUCUCUGAAGAGCCAGAUCAGGGCCACUGUCUCUCAGCAUACAGCAGGCAAGGUCAGACUAACAUGCUCCCCUACAGAUGCGACAGACACAGACUCAGACACUGGAAUAAGCUCCACUCAUAGUCAGGACUCGCUGUCUCCCUGUGUGGACAGGUCGCCUGCUCUGGAUACUGAUGUUUAAAGUUGAUCAUUAACCAAAUGUGUUUUUUAGACAUAUUGUAUUUAAUGACUCCAACAAGGAAACACACGGCUGAAAGGGAUAUUCCACCCAAAAAUUUAAAUUCUGUCAUCAUUUACUAAUGUUAUCAUUAGAUUCUGUCAUCUAUCAUCAUUCUCCUUUAUCUCAUUCCAAACCUGUGUGACUGAUGAUGAAUCACAAAAGGUAUUUUGAAGGAUGUUGGUAGCCAAACUAUUUUAGUUACCAUUGAUUUCCCGUGUGUGGACAAAAGCACUGAGUUCUCAAAACAUCUACUUUUGUCUUACAGAAGAAAGGCAUAUGGUUUUUGAACAAUAUGAGGGGGAGUAAAUGAUGACAGUUUUUUUUUAAUCCCUUUAGCCUCUGUUGUGCUAUUAUAUACUAUACUGUGUGAAUUCAUGUUUAUCAUCUUAUGUUUUUCUCUCUGUUAGAAUUCAUAUGCACUCAUAGUCUGAAUUAAAUAUGUAAAAUAACUUAAAAAAAAAAAAACAUUGUCAAUAAGCUGAAAAAUAUUUAAUUUGGGGGUUUCAUUCGUCUUUAAAAUUACCCCUCUGAUUUUGUUUAUUUUAAAUCCUGCUGAUAUUUAUUAAGCUCAUGUUUUCCACAAUUUUAAAUGUUUUUGUC
Molecule: messenger RNA, 2107 nt
Organism: Cyprinus carpio (common carp)
Lineage: Eukaryota; Metazoa; Chordata; Actinopteri; Cypriniformes; Cyprinidae
Product: ras association domain-containing protein 9-like
Biological process (GO): signal transduction
Source: RefSeq, a predicted model, not a curated record